This is a messenger RNA of Pelmatolapia mariae (spotted tilapia), 943 nucleotides long. It is a transcript of the gene crybb1, whose product is annotated as crystallin, beta B1. The record is from RefSeq and is a predicted model, not a curated record. Gene Ontology annotation, biological process: visual perception; lens development in camera-type eye. The transcript has 6 exons. Lineage: Eukaryota; Metazoa; Chordata; Actinopteri; Cichliformes; Cichlidae. Gene Ontology annotation, molecular function: structural constituent of eye lens. Bases 84 to 779 code for a protein of 231 amino acids.
CGUUGAAGGGACCAGCACGAGCUAGCCUCCCUCAUACGGCACUGCAAGCUAUACUGACGCAGACUCUCCUGAAGCCCCUCACCAUGUCUCAGACUGCCAAGUCCGCCUCCAGCCAGGGCACUGAUGCCAAGGACAAGGGAGCCCCAGCUCCAGCUGCCUCCAGCAAGGCCACCAAGACCGGCGAGCCUGGCAUGGGAUCCUUCAGAAUCAUGCUGUUCGACCAGGAGAACUUCCAGGGCAGGAUGAUGGAGGUCCAGAAUGAGUGUAUGAACGUGUGUGACCGUGGCAUGGAUAGAGUGCGUAGUAUCAUUGUGGAGUGUGGCCCCUUUGUUGCCUUUGAGCAGACUAACUUCCGUGGGGAGAUGUUCAUCCUGGAGAAGGGAGAGUAUCCUCGCUGGGAUACCUGGAGCAACUCCUACCGCAGCGACUGCCUCAUGUCCCUCAGGCCCAUCCGAAUGGACAGCAUGGAGCACAAGAUCUGCCUGUAUGAGCUCUCUGACUUCAAGGGCAACAAGAUGGAGAUCCAGGAGGACGAUGUGCCCACACUCUGGGCGCAUGGCUUCUGCGACAGAGUGGGCAGCGUGAGGGUGCCAGGAGGAGCGUGGGUGGGUUACCAGUACCCUGGAUACAGAGGCUACCAGUACCUGUUUGAGUGCGGUGACUACAGACACUACAAUGACUUCUGCGCCUUCCAGCCCCAGAUCCAGUCCAUGCGCCGCAUCAGGGACAUGCAGUUCCACCAGAGAGGAUGCUUCACCUUCACCUCCGCCAGCAAGUGAAUGACAUCUGCUGGCUGCCCGGUGCUGUUGCAGCCAUGCAGCCCUCUCAGCUUUUUAUCUCUCCAAACAAGCCCUUUCUCCAGUCUCCAGUGCUUUCCUUUAUCUCCACAUCAUCGCUCCAUCCCAGAGGAAAGACAGAAUGAGAGCAAACACACUGGACAACA